GAGCGCCUGCGCGGCGGGGUUCUCGGUCGCCAGCCAUUCCUGUGGAGGACUGCGGGUCGUUCGGACGUUUUGCCUGUCGCUGUAGGAGAGGUCCUGUCUCUCCGAGAAGGCGGUUGCGGCGGCAAAAUGAAGAUUUUUGUGGGCAAUGUCGAUGGGGCGGAUACGACACCGGAGGAGUUGGCAGCUCUCUUCGCGCCCUAUGGCACGGUCAUGAGCUGCGCCGUCAUGAAACAGUUUGCCUUCGUGCACAUGCGCGAGAACGCUGGCGCGGUGCGCGCCAUCGAGGCCCUGCAUGGCCACGAGCUGCGUCCAGGUCGCGCGCUCGUGGUGGAGAUGUCGCGCCCGAGGCCCCUGAACACUUGGAAGAUUUUCGUGGGCAAUGUAUCGGCUGCAUGUACAAGUCAGGAAUUGCGCAGCCUCUUCGAGCGCCGUGGACGCGUCAUCGAGUGUGACGUGGUAAAAGGCUGUGUGGAGAUGGUGAAGCUGUUCAUUGGAAAUCUGCCCCGGGAGGCCACAGAGCAGGAGAUCCGCUCACUCUUCGAGCAGUACGGGAAGGUGCUGGAAUGUGACAUCAUUAAGAAUUAUGGCUUUGUGCACAUAGAGGACAAGACGGCCGCUGAGGAUGCCAUACGCAACCUGCACCACUACAAGCUGCACGGAGUGAACAUCAAUGUGGAAGCCAGCAAGAAUAAGAGCAAAGCUUCAACCAAGUUACACGUGGGCAACAUCAGCCCCACUUGUACCAACCAAGAGCUUCGGGCCAAGUUUGAGGAGUACGGCCCAGUCAUCGAAUGUGACAUCGUGAAAGAUUAUGCCUUUGUACACAUGGAGCGGGCAGAGGAUGCGGUGGAGGCCAUCAGGGGCCUCGACAACACAGAGUUUCAAGGCAAACGAAUGCACGUGCAGUUGUCCACCAGCCGGCUUAGGACCGCGCCCGGGAUGGGAGACCAGAGCGGCUGCUAUCGGUGCGGGAAAGAGGGGCACUGGUCCAAAGAGUGUCCAAUAGAUCGUUCGGGCCGCGUGGCAGACUUGACCGAGCAAUAUAAUGAGCAAUAUGGAGCAGUGCGUACGCCUUACACCAUGAGUUAUGGGGAUUCAUUGUAUUACAACAACACGUACGGAGCGCUCGAUGCCUACUACAAGCGCUGCCGUGCUGCCCGGUCCUAUGAGGCAGUGGCAGCUGCAGCUGCCUCUGCGUAUAGUAACUAUGCAGAGCAGACUUUGUCUCAGCUGCCACAAGUCCAGAACACAGCCAUGGCCAGUCACCUCACCUCCACCUCUCUCGAUCCCUACAAUAGACAUCUGUUGCCGCCUUCAGGAGCUGCAGCAGCAGCAGCAGCUGCUGCUGCUUGUACUGCAGCUUCUACUUCAUAUUACGGGCGGGAUCGGAGCCCCCUGCGUCGCGCUACAGGCCCAGUCCUCACUGUUGGAGAGGGCUACGGUUACGGGCAUGACAGUGAGUUGUCCCAAGCUUCAGCAGCUGCUCGGAAUUCCCUGUACGACAUGGCCCGGUAUGAGCGGGAGCAGUAUGCGGAUCGGGCGCGGUACUCAGCCUUUUAAAGUUUGAGGUGGGAUGUGUGUGGGCUGAAAUCCCAAGCUGCGGUUGUGCAUGAGAAUACACCCUUCGUGGUGCCCCAUCUCCGGGACGUUCUCGGCUCUGUGCAUUCAGUCCCCAGGAACCGUGGACCUUAAUUUACCUUGUUAAGUUCUUUCUCUUUCCUAUUCUCUCUCCUGCUCAAUUUCCUGUUCUCCUGUUUGCUCUUCUGUAGCUUCCCCUUUGAGUUCUGCUCUCCCAGCAUGCCUCCUAUGCAGAAACCGGUGGGGCUGUGCUGUCUCCUCCCUUCCUCCUGACUGCAGUCAGUGGGUAUUGGAUUUGGGAGUGACCUUGUUGAGAAUCACUGCUCCUAGUUUUCUAUUUUGGCCCAAAGACUAGACUUAGAAAUUUGGAGCACCUUCCAGUGAAAUAAAUGGUUUUUCAAAUUAGGGUAUGUGUGCUUUGAGAAAGUUCUUGUUUGGGCUUGUUUCUGGGUUCUUUAUUUAUUUGUACCCUGAACAGAAGAUGGGGGAGUGUUUAAAGUUUAAGCUACUUAGCUUUUGGCUAACACUGAGGUUUUUAAAUUUUGCUUUUUAAAAUAGUAGAUGACUUUAGGUACUAAAUUAAAAAAAGAGGUUCUACAGAACUCAAGUAGGCAUCUCUGUUUCAAUGAAGACAUCUCCUACUGGUCUACUUCUGUUGAAGCCAGUUAGCUAGUGGUUUAGAGCUGUAGAUCUUUACUUGCUGGAGAAUUAAUCAUUGUGUAUACUUGCAUCUGCUGUUAACACUCAGUAAACAUAUCUCCCUUGACUUAUUUUCAGGAAAAAGGUGAAGGUUUGAGGAAGAAGAGGUAGCUUUCAUCUUUGGGAAAAAUGAAGGUAUGGCUCCCACAGAGUUAUUUAGCUACUCCAUAGGCCAGAACUACCUCAUGAUGCACUUCACUAUUUAUAGUUCUGCCAAAAUCAAGAGACUGCAUUCCACAAGCAUCUCAUAGCUUGUACUUAAUGCCUUCAGAUGAGGUAUAAAGGGCCCAGCGGGUCCUUUGUAAGUCCUUGAUAAACUUACUGAGUCUUUAACAGUGAAGACAAGUAUUUGGAUUCAGUGAGGAGCCACUGUUUAGUGUCAUGUUUUUAUUGAAACAGUUUAUUUUCUAUGUUUUAUUUUAACAUAUAUAGGGCCUCGUCUCAGAAUCAUUUAUUUGACCACUACUGGAUACCUAUGUUGUGUCAGGCAUGCUUUUAGUAAAGGGCUCAUUAAUGAUAAAAGGAAAUAUGAUAGAGAUAAAAGAUGAAAUAAAGAUGAGAUAAGA
Mus musculus (house mouse) is the source of this 2843-nucleotide messenger RNA. Its product is annotated as predicted gene 21992. Lineage: Eukaryota; Metazoa; Chordata; Mammalia; Rodentia; Muridae. Bases 127 to 1560 code for a protein of 477 amino acids. The transcript is spliced from 4 exons. The record is from RefSeq and is marked validated.